Messenger RNA from Frankliniella occidentalis (western flower thrips), 1000 nucleotides. RefSeq lists its product as uncharacterized. NCBI's taxonomy places the organism in Eukaryota, Metazoa, Arthropoda, Insecta, Thysanoptera, Thripidae. The coding region runs from base 296 to 1000 and encodes 234 amino acids. The record is from RefSeq and is a predicted model, not a curated record. The transcript has 3 exons.
GGCAGCGAGCCUCGCCGAGCCGACUCGCGUCCCGCCGCAGCGCCGAGCUCUCCCGAGAAGCCUCUCACCGCGUGGACUCUGUGUGCGUGCGAGCGUGUGUCUGUGUGUGUGCGUGCUAAGUGUUGUGAUACCUGGGUGAAGUGCGCCGCAAGACACUGGAUUACUACUACAACUACAGCCACAGCUACGAUUCGCGACCACCAACGACUUGCUCCGAGUUGUGUUGUGUGUGUGUUGCGUAGUGCAGCGGACAGGAAUGCUGUCGUCCUGAGCACCGCGGUGUGAACACCUCACCAUGGACAGCCCGCCGUGCUGGGACUCGACCCGGCGCUCGACGGGGUCCUGGCGCGACUUCCUGGAGCCGCCCGCGCCCUGCUCGCCCACCGUGCUGUCCCUCUGCAGCGCCGCCUCCCUGAGCCGGCGCCGGGGACGUCGCCUCGACGACGACGACGACCAUGACUCAGUCCUGGACACGGACCAUGACGUGACGGAGGCCGUCAUUGAGCCCGUCACCGUAUCGGCGACGGGCACCUGGAGGGACCACCUGGUCGCGGACGUGCCCCUGGUCAGCUCACCCGCACCCUCCACGAGACGGAUCAGCAGCGAACGCGGCAACCGGAACUCUGAGGAGGACGAAGACGACGAAGACAUCGCGGACCUCGAGCUCCUGUCUGCUGGCGACGAGAUGGUGUUCGAGCCGUUCUCGGACACGUGCGGGGAAUGCGAGUGCGACGAGGACGGGGGUGGCCACGCCGCCGACGUGGACCUGGACGGGCUCGACCUGGCCCUCUUCGAGCCCGCGCCGUCCGAAGACUCGUCUUCAGUGUGCUCGGCGUGCUGCUGCCGCUGCCGCGAAGAGGAGGACGGGGAGGACGAGGACGACCCUGGGCUGGCGUCCGCCGUGUCUGGAUCUCUGCUGUACAUCUUCACCGGCGCAGGUAAGAGACCGUGGCCUGGUGAGGAUCAGGAUACCAUCUUCUAUGCCUUCAUAAAGGUUUGA